Messenger RNA from Populus nigra (black poplar), 1912 nucleotides. RefSeq names its product FCS-Like Zinc finger 10-like. The transcript is spliced from 3 exons. NCBI's taxonomy places the organism in Eukaryota, Viridiplantae, Streptophyta, Magnoliopsida, Malpighiales, Salicaceae. The record is from RefSeq and is a predicted model, not a curated record. The coding region runs from base 295 to 1548 and encodes 417 amino acids.
UGUAUAUUAAUGGAGAGAGAGUGUGAGUGUGUAAGUUAAGUGAGUGGAGUCUUUCAGAAGCUCACUGCUUUGCUGAUUUUGAGGGAUGGAGAUAGAGAGAUAAAGGAGUACUGUGCAAGUUUCAACAACAGACACAUAAACAGUCCAAGAAAUUGACAAAAAACCAUAUUUUUCUUUACUGCAUUUGUGUCUUUUUCCUUAAAAACAUCAUCUCUCUCCGUGGUUUAUUGAGGAAGAAAAGAAAAAGAAAUCUGAUAAGGGGAAUUUUGGUUUUUCCAAGAAGGUUUUGUGGCAAUGUUGAGGAAGAGAACGAGGUCACUCAAGAAAGAUCAACAAACGGGUCAGUUGACAAUGUCUGAUUCUGGUUCUGAGUCGUAUUUCCAACCUGAUAAUAACAUGGGGCACAGUCACAAAGCUAACUCUUUUUUCACUGUCCCUGGCUUGUUUGUUGGGUUAAGCCAUAAGGGCUUAUCAGAUUGUGAUUCUGUUAGGAGCCCUACAUCUCCCCUGGAUAGUAGGAUGUUUUCAAACAUAGGAAACCCCCAUAAGUCCCUAAGGUCAUCCCAUGGUGGGCAACAGAAGAGCUGGGAUUGUAACAAAGUAGGUUUGAGCAUUUUAGAUUCACUUGAUGACGACGACGACGAUGAUGGGAAAGGAUAUGGCAAAGUUCUCCAAUCAUCAGAGAGUAAGAACAUUCUUUUUGGACCCCGAGUGCGAAGUAAAACCGCUAAUUUUCAAUCCCAUACCGAUCCUUUUCAAGCACCAAAGUCAUUGCCAAGAAAUUUUGCAAUUUUCCCUCGCACCCUCACCAAAUCUCCCCUUCAAAAGGACAGCUCUGAUGUUCUUUUUGAAAUUGGAGAAGGUCCUUUUGAAUCUGAGCCCUUUGGAAGGAUUCGGUCAUGUUCAUUGGACUCUUGCAGAUCAUUUUCAUCCAUGUCUCGAUUGGCUGUCCAGAACUUGAAAGCAAGUUCUCUGAAUUUUUCCUUGGAUAACAUAACUACCCAAGUUGAUUGCCCUCCCCAAUUACUUGGAGGAAGCUCAAAUACAAACAACUUUUCGAACACAAAUUUGACUUAUACCCCGAUGUCGGCAAGCUCCGGCAAUGGAUUUAUCAGUUCUCUAUCUGCAAGUGAGAUUGAGCUUUCUGAGGAUUACACAUGUGUAAUUUCACAUGGUCCCAACCCCAAAACAACUCAUAUCUAUGGUGGCUGCAUUUUGGAAUGUCACUCUAAUGACUUUAGUAAUUUUGGCAAGAACAAAGAGAAGGAGAUUGGAUUGGCCCAGGCUGCUACUUGCUCAAAGAUUCCAAGUUCAUUUCCCUCUGAAGAUUUCUUGAGCUUCUGUUACUAUUGCAACAAGAAACUGGACGAGGGAAAAGAUAUUUACAUAUACAGAGGCGAGAAAGCAUUUUGCAGUUUGAGUUGCCGUUCAGAGGAGAUUAUGAUUGAUGAGGAGUUGGAGAAUACCACCAGUAAAUCUGCCGUGGAUGUUCCCACAUCAAGCAGCUGGAAGGGGCUUUUCGAAACUGGCACCAUUGAAGCUCCAUGACGGCAAUUGCAACACUUACCAACUGCCAUCAUGCCCAUGAUUGAUGAAACUAAUGCGAAGGUAGGCACCCUGAUCAUCUGUUUAUAAAGAGCUGUUUAUGUGCAUCUCUUAGCAGCCAUGGAUGAUCGUUUUGUACAUUGUUCCCUUCGCAGUUUAUGUUUCAUCGUUUAUGGUUAUGGCUAGUUUUUGCUUUCCAUAAUUCAGGCUUGUAUUGCCUUGCAAUUCAUGUAAAACUUUUGCAGCCGAUUACUAUGGCUGCUCAAAUUAUUUUAUCCUUGAUCUCCAUUGCAGCAUAAGUUAUUGUAUAAGCCUGCAAACUCAACAACAUGUUUUUGACUGAAUAUAUAAGAUGCUACUUAUUAUA